This is a messenger RNA of Symbiodinium sp. CCMP2456, 1890 nucleotides long. NCBI's taxonomy places the organism in Eukaryota, Dinophyceae, Suessiales, Symbiodiniaceae. The record is from the annotation of a GenBank genome assembly.
AUGCCGCUCGCAGACGUGCUGCUGAGGCAGGAAGAGAGCGCGAGAUGGCCUCGUGAGGGUCCGGCAUGGCGUCGCCAACGGGCUGAGGAGGCGGAGAGGCGCAAGGCGGCGGUGGCCACGACGUUGGCCUCGGCUUUCCGUGGGCGCCAGGCCCGGCGCGGCUUCGCAGCCCUGCGCCGAAGGCGGGAGGAGGAGACGAAGGCAUCGAUCAAAGUGCAGGCGGCCUUCCGCGGCAAGGCUCGAGACAGGAAGAGUAGGAGAACGCCCCAGUAUGAUAGUUGCACUGACAGCUCGAAUGUAGAACAUGAUGCGGAAGUUGAUGGUGGUGACAAGUACACCGUGGCAGCAGAGAAGAAGGAGCAGGCAGAAGCAGCCACGAAGGUGCAAGCAAUCUAUCGUGGCAAUGUAACUCGGAAACAGCUGGCCGAAGAGAAGCAGGAGCGCGACGAGGCAGCUACAAAGAUUCAGGCGAUCAGGCGUGGAAACGUGGAAAGACAACAGUUGGCAACAGAGAAGAAGGAGCAAGAAGAGGCGGCUACCAAGGUGCAGGCAAUCUAUCGUGGCAAUGCAACUCGGAAACAGCUGGCCGAAGAGAAGCAGAAGCGCGACGAGGCAGCUACAAAGAUUCAGGCGAUCAGGCGUGGAAACGUGGAAAGAAAGCAGGUGGCAACAGAGAAGAAGGAGCAAGAAGAGGCGGCCACCAAGGUGCAAGCAAUCUAUCGUGGCAAUGCAAGUCGGAAACAGCUGGCCGAAGAGAAGCAGAACCGCGACGAGGCAGCUACAAAGAUUCAGGCGAUCAGGCGUGGAAACGUAGAUAGAAAGCAGGUGGCAAGCGAGAAGAAGGAGCAAGCAGAGGCAGCCACGAAGGUACAGGCAAUCCAACGCGGCAAUGCAGCUCGGAAACAGCUGGCGGAAGAGAAGCAGAAGCGGGAGGAGGCAGCUACGAAGAUUCAGGCCAUCCAACGUGGGAGAGCCGCUCGAAAAGACAGAGCGGAGAAGAAGGGUGCUUUCCGGAUUCCGACAAGUCGCGAUGCCAAGGUGGCUGCCGUGCCAGCUGUCAGCCCGAUCGACAAUGGUGUCGAGAGCGACGCAAGCGAAAAAGAGAAAGCCGCUAUCAAGAUUCAGGCCCUUCAGCGUGGCAGGGCUGCCCGAAAAGAUGCAGGAGGCAAGAGGGAGGCAGCUUUCCGGAUCCCGGCCAGUGGGGAUAGCCGGGAUACCAGGCCCGAGCCCACACUAGCUUCAAGCAAGGACGCAACGGAGCAACAGCGGGAAGAAGCAGCCGCCAAGAUUCAGGCCGUUCAGCGCGGCAGAGCUGUUCGAAAAGGCGCAGCAGACAAGAACGCUGCCGAUGUCGUCACCAUGCAGGCGAAGGAAGAAGCAGCUGCGGCGCACGCAGAAGCUCAAGCAGCCAAGGCAGCCAUUCAAGCAGCCGCGCAGCAGCGACUGGAAGCAGAGGCCGAACUUCAAGCAGCGGCGCAGCGCCGCGCGGAGACUGAGGCAGCAUGCGCGGAAAUGAAAGAGAAGGUCCUGGCGGAAGAGAGCCGCACCGCAGCAGCUGCCUCCGCCCGUUCUGAGGAGGAGGCUGAGCUGCGUCGACUGCAGCAGCAGUCGGAGGAGAUGGAGGAGGCCGAACUUCAAGCAGCCGCGCAGCGCCGCGCGGAGACUGAGGCAGCAUGCGCGGAAAUGAAAGAGAAGGUCCUGGCGGAAGAGAGCCGCACCGCAGCAGCUGCCUCCGCCCGUUCUGAGGAGGAGGCUGAGCUGCGUCGACUGCAGCAGCAGUCGGAGGAGAUGGAGGAGGCUGCGCGGCGAGCCGCUGCUCAGCGGGAGGAGCUGAAAGGCAGGCAGAGGCGAGCGGAGGAGUUGCUCGCCGAGUGCAGGGAGGAGCCGUAG